Toxotes jaculatrix (banded archerfish) is the source of this 2830-nucleotide messenger RNA. RefSeq names its product GA binding protein transcription factor subunit alpha (gene gabpa). Gene Ontology annotation, molecular function: sequence-specific DNA binding; DNA-binding transcription factor activity, RNA polymerase II-specific. Gene Ontology annotation, cellular component: nucleus. Bases 932 to 2257 code for a protein of 441 amino acids. The transcript has 9 exons. Gene Ontology annotation, biological process: regulation of transcription by RNA polymerase II; cell differentiation. NCBI's taxonomy places the organism in Eukaryota, Metazoa, Chordata, Actinopteri, Toxotidae. The record is from RefSeq and is a predicted model, not a curated record.
CUUAUUUUUAAGUGUUUUACCAAUAUACGUGUAUUGUGUGUCGUUAUGUUUGGUCACUAUUGGCCUACCGAUUGGCCUUUAGACGCCAAAGCCUCGCCCUCGAGUUGGCUAACGUUAGCAGUCAUAGCAGUCAGUGAACUGUCCCACACGGCCAAUUAGGAGUCGAGGCUGAGAGGCCUUUAUACUGUUAAUACUACUACUACUUACAUUAAACUGGCCUGUUUCAUAUUUACAGCACGAGCACUUUAUUCACUGCCAUAAACUUAAAUGCAGAAGCUGAACUACUCUAUGUACUCUGUAUUAAAAUGUUAUUACAGACAUCUGUUACUGAAACUUUUUUGUUUUGCUGCUUGGACUUCCAAAUGAAAGUUUCCUGUCUCAUACCAUGGAAGCAAAUUACAACAGUACACACAUUUAUAAAGGCAACAGAAGUAAUCUAAGUCAACAGUAGAUCUAUUUUUCUGGUAUUGCCGUGCUAGUUGUGCCUUCUGGAUGAAGGUUCAAAAUCUGUGGGAGAGGUUUAUUGAAGCUGAAGGUUGCUAAAAAGUUAUUAGAAGCAUUAUAGAAGCAUUAGAAGCAUUAAUUCAAUCAGAAAAUAAUCAUUAGUUGCAGCCCUAUACCAAAGUAAAUAAAAUGGAAUCUGAGUCUGGAGGCUAAAAAUGCAACCAUAAUCUCAAUUCUUAUAUGUACUGAAUAUAUGCACUAUUGUAUAAUAAUGAAUGAAUUUAGAGAUGUAUGAUUAGUCAAUUAACUGAUUAGUCUUUGUUUGAAGAUUGUUGUCCAUGGGGUGAUUAACGUAUUUAACAAAAAUAUACAAACAUAACAUUAACAGCAUAUCAUACUUUGGUCUUGAUCAGUUAUUUCACUAGAUUACAGUUAACUGUUUGUUUUCUUUCUCUCCUACAGCUUGGCUCUGUCUGCAUAAAACACAAUGUCUAAAAGUGAACCAGAAGAGAUGAUAGAGAUUGAGAUUGACGAACGGGAGAAACAGGCAUGCCUGGAAGAAGGUGUUGAGGAGCAGACGAUCACUGCAUCCGAUUUGAUUCAGCAAGACAUCGACAUCAAUGAGCCCAUUGGCAACUUGAAGAAGCUUUUGGAACCUCGUAUCCAAAUAUCACUGGAUGCUUAUGAGAUCUGCUUACAGGACAUUCAGCUUCACCCUGAUCACAGCCUCUUCGAUCAGGGAGUAAAGACAGAUGGCACAGUGCAGCUCAGCCUACAGAUCAUAACCAAACCAGGUGAGGAGAAGCUGAACAUCUUGGAAAUCGUGAAGCCGGUCGAAACAGUAGAAGUGGUGAUUGAUCCAGACGCAGCAGGGGAGGAGGGUGCUCUGGUAGAGGAAGGUCAACUCAUUGCUGUGGAGAGGUCCGGCCUCUCUGAUGAGACGUCAGAACAAGUUACACGCUGGGCUGCAGCACUCGAAGGUUACCGCAAAGAGCAGGUCCGCCUGGGCAUACCAUAUGACCCCGUGCUCUGGUCUGCUGACCAGGUCAUCCACUGGGCAGUGUGGGUGAUGAAGGAGUUCAACAUUGACGAGAUGGAAAUAGGCAGCAUUCACAUCCCAGGUCGAGAGCUCUGCGCUUUCAGCCAAGAGGAGUUCCUUCAGAAAGUUCCCAAUGGAGAGAUACUCUGGAGUCACCUGGAACUCCUACGCAAAUAUGUGUUGGCCAGCCAGGAUCAGUCUGGUGGGGACGCCACAGUCACGAUUGAUCAACCUGUGCAGAUAAUCCCAGCUCAAGUGAGCACACCCACAGCCAUAAAGGUACUGAAGCAGAGCCGAGGCCCCAGAACUCCGCGUAUUUCAGGAGGAGAGGAGCGCAGUUCACCUGGCAACCGCACAGGUAACAACGGUCAGAUCCAGCUGUGGCAGUUCUUGCUGGAGCUGCUGACAGACAAGGAUGCGAGAGACUGCAUCUCCUGGGUGGGCGAGGAGGGAGAGUUCAAACUCAACCAGCCUGAACUGGUGGCUCAGAAAUGGGGCCAGCGCAAGAACAAACCUACUAUGAACUACGAGAAACUCAGCAGAGCCCUCAGGUAUUACUACGACGGGGACAUGAUCAGCAAGGUGCAGGGCAAGCGCUUUGUCUACAAGUUUGUGUGCGACCUGAGGACUCUGAUUGGCUACAGUGCUGCUGAGCUCAACAACCUGGUGACCGAGUGCGAGCAGAAGAAAUUGGCUCGCAUGCAGAUGCACAGCAUCGGUCAGCCCAUCACUACAGUGACCUUGGCCACCACGACACUAGACAAGGACAGCUGAAGGACGAUUACAGCACUCUCCAGCUGCCACAGGCAAAGUUAGCUCUCCACCGCUGACUGGAAAUCAAAUUGACUUUUUUGUUUUUUGUUUCCUUUUUUGAUACAGCUGUUUGUUAGGCACAGAAAUGCAAGGCUGAUCCCUGAUCAGUGUGGAUUAACAACUUUGUUAAUAUCUCUACAGUUUUAGUCCAGUUAGACUGAAGCAGGUAAAAAGUUGUUUUUUUUUUCUCCUCUGCUUUUCUUUAACUCUAACCAAGAGAAGCGUGUUCAGGAUGGGGUGGAGAAUGUUUGUGUGAUUACUGAGUAAUGCUGUUGUGCAUGUGACUGAAUGCUUUAACGUGUGACUGAAAACCCAAUUAUGAGCUUUGUGUAAUGUGUUCCUUGUCUGUAGCUUAGAAUUGUUUCCACUGUAUAUACCGGUACUUCAUGUUUUUGAUAGCCACAAGGGCAAGUGUAUUUUCAUAUUUUCCAUUUAUAGAGGAUCUGUUUUGUAUUUUAUUUAGUGUUUGUUCCCUUAAUUGUUGGACCCUUUUUUGUCCACCAGGGGGAAUAAAGUGGCAAGCAUUUUUCUUAA